This is a messenger RNA of Coniosporium apollinis CBS 100218, 1131 nucleotides long. RefSeq lists its product as uncharacterized. Gene Ontology annotation, cellular component: mannan polymerase complex. The record is from RefSeq and is a predicted model, not a curated record. The transcript has a single exon. Bases 1 to 1131 code for a protein of 376 amino acids. Gene Ontology annotation, molecular function: alpha-1,6-mannosyltransferase activity. NCBI's taxonomy places the organism in Eukaryota, Fungi, Ascomycota, Dothideomycetes. Gene Ontology annotation, biological process: cell wall mannoprotein biosynthetic process; protein N-linked glycosylation.
AUGCCAACUUCACGCUCAUUACGGCGGACAAACCCCAUCACCAUCGCUCUCGCUGCCAUCGUCACAAUUGGCUUCCUCUACUUCAUCUUCUCCUCCGACGCCGACGUCACAUCAGCACCCUCGAAGAUUCUAGGCUCGACAGGGCCGGCCGUAAACGCGCUCUCACCACCCUCGCUGCCUUUUCGAAAAGCGAAAAACGAUGGACAGCAGGGCCCUCCUCCGGUGGUACAUUACCACAUGACGAAUCUCACAACAUCGAGCGAUCCGGUCGCCAACCGCGAGAGCGUCCUCAUCCUCACCCCGCUCGCCCGCUUUUACCAAGAAUACUGGGACAACUUGCUGAAGCUCAGCUACCCCCACGAGCUAAUCUCCCUCGGCUUCAUCAUCCCCAAAGGCCGAGAGGGCAAUGCCGCGACCGCUGCGCUACAAAAACAGAUAGCCAAAACGCAAGCCGGCGCCAACAAGAAGCGCUUCAGCGCCAUUACCAUCCUGCGGCAGGACACCGAGAUGCCAUUGCAAUCGCAAGACGAGUCCGAGCGGCACAAAAUGUCGAACCAGAAGGCGCGACGGGCCGCCAUGUCGAAAGCGCGCAACUCGCUGCUCUUCACCACGCUCGGCCCCACCACAUCCUGGGUGCUGUGGCUGGACUCAGACGUCGUGGAAACGCCCUCGAGCCUGGUACAGGACCUGGCCGCGCACGACAAACCUAUCAUCGUGCCGAACUGCUUUCAGCGAUACUACAACAACGACAAGAAGGCCAUGGAUGUCAGGCCGUACGACUUCAACUCCUGGAUCGACAGCGACACCGCCAAGGCGCUGGCCGCCAAGAUGGACAAGGACGAUAUCCUGCUCGAGGGAUACGCGGAGAUGCCGACGUAUCGGACGCUGAUGGCGUACCUGUCCGAUGGGACGGGAGACGUCAAUAAGGAGAUUGAGCUAAAUGGCGUCGGCGGCACCGCCCUACUUGUCAAAGCGGAGGUGCACAGGGAUGGAGCAAUGUUCCCGCCGUUUGCGUUCUAUCACCUGAUUGAGACCGAGGGCUUCGCGAAGAUGGCGGCGAGGCUGGAGUGGAAGUCUUGGGGGUUACCGAAUUAUCACGUGAGUCCUGUUCUGGCUUCGAGAGAGAUUUGA